Molecule: messenger RNA, 1176 nt
Organism: Exophiala oligosperma
Lineage: Eukaryota; Fungi; Ascomycota; Eurotiomycetes; Chaetothyriales; Herpotrichiellaceae
Exons: 1
Coding region: 1-1176 (391 amino acids)
Source: RefSeq, a predicted model, not a curated record
AUGCAUCAAGCCAUACCGAACCACAUCAACUAUCUCGCCCAUCGGUUCAAAAUCGUAAACAAGGAAUCAAGUCUCGUUGCCUUCGUACUCCCUUGGUCUCACCCAAGCACCCAAAACUUACUCGUCGUUCCCGGCCUCCAAAAUUCCAAUAUGCCUUCCAAAGCAGUACUCGUUACAGGAGCCAACGGGUUCAUCGGAUACGCAGUGUGCAGGGCCUUUGCAUUGGCUGGCUGGACAACGUACGGCCUCAUGCGCAGCGACAGGAGCAUCCCUGAACUGGUGAAGGAGGAGAUCAUUCCCAUCGUCGGAAGUGCCGCCGACCCUGCGUCGUUUGUCGCGGAUCUACCUCCAAUUGACGUUGUCAUCUGCUGCUCGGGGGACCCUUCCAACUUUGGCGCCCACUUCAAAGAGAUUACCUCUUUGAUCCGAUCUCUCAGCAAGAUCGCACGGAGCAAAGGUCACGGCAAACCACUGGCGAUCAUCAGCUCGGGUUGCAAAGACUACGGCAUGACUCCGAGGCACGGGGACCCAGACCUGGCUCCACACACCGAGGAAAGCCCUCUGAACUUCCCGCCUGUGUUGGGCGAACGGGCGAAUGGUGCACUGGAUAUGAUGACAAAGUACACAAAAGAUUUCGACUGUGUCAUAACGCGUCCGACUACCUUGUACGGCCGCUCGAGUAGCUUCUACGGAUUGAUAUUCUUGCUCGCUGAACAGGCCAAGAGUGAGACCGACGGUGUGUUGGCCGUCACGUCCGACGCUGACGCCAUCUGUCACGGCACCCACGUCGACGAUGUCGCCGCAGCUUAUCUCGCCAUCGCCGAGGCCCCGAGGGACGUGGUCGCGGGUCAGGCUUACAACAUCUCCAGCCACCGGUACGAGACGUUGGGCGAGAUUGUCGAGGUCGUGGAAAAAGCACACGGCAUCAAGGUCGAAUACGUCGACGCGGACGGAGUCGACAAGGACUCGUACGCCACCAAUGCUCUGUUCAACUUUCCACAAUGGGUCGAUUCGGAGAAGAUUCGAAAACAUACGGGCUGGAGAGACAAGAAACCCUUGUUCCACGAAGGGUACAACGUGUACCGGAAAGCGUACGAAGCGGCAGCUCAGGCCAAGACGGAGCAGCAUGAAAGAGUGAUGCGUAUGGUGGAAGGGAGGUUUGGAAUAAAGGACUAA